This is a messenger RNA of Megalobrama amblycephala (Wuchang bream), 2144 nucleotides long. It is a transcript of the gene chst2b, whose product is annotated as carbohydrate (N-acetylglucosamine-6-O) sulfotransferase 2b. Gene Ontology annotation, molecular function: N-acetylglucosamine 6-O-sulfotransferase activity. Gene Ontology annotation, biological process: N-acetylglucosamine metabolic process; carbohydrate metabolic process; sulfur compound metabolic process. Gene Ontology annotation, cellular component: Golgi membrane. NCBI's taxonomy places the organism in Eukaryota, Metazoa, Chordata, Actinopteri, Cypriniformes, Xenocyprididae. The record is from RefSeq and is a predicted model, not a curated record.
AUCUGCGCACUGCAGUAACGCUACAUUCCACAACGCACACGACUGGACGCUGGAUGUGAUGGAUAUUGGAUAUCUGUCGGCAAACGAGGAGAUCUCAUCUGGGUUUUCAUUAAGAACAAAGUUUGCUUGCAUGAAAACAUCAUUUGAAUUGUUCUUGUGCGUGCUCAUUUCACUGUGAUUGAGUGGCUCGAGCCGCUCUAUCCUUCAACAGAUGAGAAGCAACCAGUUCCUACAACUUCAGUUGUCUGCACUAGGGGAAAAGAAUGGUGUUUAUGACCGAAAUCUCAAAACAUAUCGGAAUCAUCCCACGAAAAUAGUCACCCAGCCUGGAAUCGUAAUGAAAGUGUUGCGGAGGAAGAGAAUUGUACUGUUUAUAGCGUAUUUUCUGCUGUUAGUUCUCACCAUGCUGAACUUGGCUAACUACAGAUGGACUAAAGAACCUCAACAGUGUAAUCUCCAGAUGAGAAGCACUCCGUAUCAGGGAAGGUCAGAUAUCCGAUUCCUUUACAGACCAUCUCUUGCUAAGAAGAGACAGCUCGUCUAUGUUUUGACCACAUGGAGGUCCGGUUCAUCAUUUUUUGGAGAGCUGUUUAAUCAACACCCAGAGGUUUUCUUCCUGUAUGAACCUAUGUGGCACAUCUGGCAGAAGCUGUACCCGGGUGAUGCCGUGUCCUUACAGGGAGCAGCGAGGGACAUGCUGAGCUCGCUGUACCGCUGCGACCUUUCAGUUUUUCAGCUGUACAACAGCCCUGGGAGCAAAAACUUCACCUCCCUCGGACUUUUCGGGGCCACGCUUAAUAAAGUCAUCUGCUCGUAUCCUCUUUGCUCAGCUUAUAGAAAAGAAGUCGUCGGGAUGGUGGAUGACAAAGUGUGCAAAAAAUGUCCUCCGCAAAGCCUCCAGCUCUUAGAGGAAGAAUGCUUGAAGUACAACACUAUAGUCAUAAAGGGGGUUCGGGUUUUGGACGUCAACGUUUUGGCGCCUCUUAUGGAGGAUCCGUCUUUGGAUCUGAAGGUGAUUCAUCUUGUGCGAGAUCCCAGAGCCGUGGCCAACUCCAGGAUCAAAUCCAGGCACGGGCUGAUUCGUGAGAACUUGCAGGUGGUCCGAAGCAGGGAUCCCAAACUCCGUCGGAUACCCUUUGUGGAUCCCGGUCACAAAAUUAGCAAAAAAGAUGGCGCAGAUUACCAUUCGGUUGGGGCUAUGGAGGUCAUAUGCGACCGGACGUACAGGAGCCUGAGGACCGCCUUAAAUCCGCCCGACUGGCUGAAAGGGAAAUACCUGGCGGUACGCUACGAAGAUCUGGUGGAUAACCCUGUCAAAACACUCCGGAAUGUUUAUAAAUUUGCCAAUCUCAGUGCCAACCUUGACAUUGAGUCUUUUGCUCUUAACAUGACGAAUGGCACAAGCUCUUCCUCAAAGCCAUUUAUUGUGUCGGCCAGGAACGCGACACAAGCGGCCAGUGCGUGGAGAACAGUGUUGAGUAUUCAACAGAUAAAACAAGUAGAGGAGUACUGCCAUCAUGCGAUGGCCAUCCUGGGUUAUGAACGUGUAAGAACAGCUGGAGAAGCAAAAGACCUGAGUAAAUCUUUAUUGACUGCCUCUAAACUGUGACAGAGUUCUUGCACAGGAGAUAGCUUUCAAAUUCCCAACGGAAAAGGAGGACCAGCUCAGUAACUGAGGAUUUGUUUGUUCAAAUCAAGGAUUUCACAAUCACUUUCGGGAAUGUCAUAGCUCUUUGUGGUCAUUUAAUAGCACUGUUUGUUUUCUAAAUGAAACUGUAGAUGUUUGAUACGGCAGCAUCUGUGAACCACAGCUGGAAAAUUUAUAUUGUACAAAACAAAUGUUGCAUUGCCCUUUUUUCCCCCUUAAAUGGAUGCUUACGGUUGUUUGGAAUGUUUUUGAGUAUCAGUUCAUUUGCUGUAUGUAAAAUUAAGAAAUGAGAAUGGAAAAUGAGCAACAAAAAUACUGAUCAAUGCAGUUAGUGCAGGUAAUGCUAUUUCUUUAGAAUCAAUUCAAAGACAAUCAUUAAAGUUCACAAUGAAUGCCAGUGUUAUAUGUUAUGUAAGGCAUAUUUCUCAUUACCAAAUAAAAUGUUAAAGCAAUUCGUUGCAAAAUCUUAAAGGCUAUGUUUUUAUGCUGCUUAGUU